UUUGACAGCUACAGAUCUUGGUUGUCAAACAGCUGUCAUGAUCCGGCAUCACAAAAAAGCAGAAUAACAACAAAACGUGGUCGCCAAAGCAGUGCCGCGUUCUUACCGCAACAAGUUUUUGUAAUAAAUUAGAAGAAAAUCGUUUAAAAUGUCGAGCAGCGAUAGCGAUAGUGAUGUGGAGAUGGCACCCAAACCGUCUACCUCGAAAGUGGAAGCAAAGAAAAAAGGAGACGGUGCAAAGCCUAAACGAAAACGGCUGCAGGACUACCUGGAUGAGAAGGCAGCCCGUGAGGUUGCAGAGCGCGCGGAAGAGUUGCUACGUUUACGCCGUCGCCGGGGCCUGGCAGACGACGAAGAAGAUCCCCAGGAGACUACGUUUCCCGUGAUUAAUCCGAUAAACUUUGUGAAGAACAAAGAAAUUCGUCACAACCGUUUCAAGCGGCUUCAGGGCGCCAAGCGAAAGGAGGAAAAGGCUGCCAAGAAGACACGGAAGCUGGAAGGCAAACCGUCCGUUCCGCAGCAUACGAUUGAAACUCUCCGCGAGAAGGAUGAGACGACCGUUACCAACAUCGAGGGCGAGGAUCAGGAGGAAGUGUUGAACGAUCUGGCAAACGAUGAGUUUUGCGAGUACUACAAGAAGAGCUACACACCGCGGGUGAUGAUAACGUUCAAUGCAACGCCGCACCACGUUACGCGCCAGUUCGCUUCUCUGUUGCGUCGAAUGAUUCCAAACGCGUCCACCUUCAGACGUAACAAAACGCAGCUGAAACGGGUGUGCAAGAGCGCCAUUCGGGAAAACUUCACGGACAUUCUGGUAGUGAACGAGAACAGGAAAAAACCAGAGGGCUUACUGCUCAUUCAUCUGCCCGACGGACCCACGGCACACUUCAAAAUAAGCAAUUUCAAGGAUUUGAAGGAUUUGAAGCGUAAAGAGACGGACAUUACGACACAUCGGCCGGAGGUGAUUUUGAACAACUUUACCACCCGGUUGGGAUUAACCAUAGGGCGUAUGCUAGGCGCUCUCUUCCACUACGAUCCAGAGUUCCGUGGGCGACGAGCGGUCACUUUUCACAAUCAGCGAGACUACAUUUUCUUCCGGCAUCAUCUGUACGAGUUCGAUAAGAACGGCAAGCGGGUUAAACUGCGUGAGCUAGGGCCUCGGUUCACGCUCAAGUUGCGAUCCCUGCAGGUGGGACUGUACGAUGGUAAAUGUGGUGAUUAUGAAUGGAUGAUUACUAACAAACGUCACCAGAUGGAAAACCGACGACGAUUCUUCUUAUAAAAUAAAACAUUUCUCACUUACUACAUGGAAACUA
Molecule: messenger RNA, 1316 nt
Organism: Anopheles stephensi (Asian malaria mosquito)
Lineage: Eukaryota; Metazoa; Arthropoda; Insecta; Diptera; Culicidae
Product: probable ribosome production factor 1
Exons: 1
Coding region: 149-1282 (377 amino acids)
Biological process (GO): maturation of 5.8S rRNA; maturation of LSU-rRNA
Cellular component (GO): preribosome, large subunit precursor; nucleolus
Molecular function (GO): rRNA primary transcript binding
Source: RefSeq, a predicted model, not a curated record